GAACUUUGGAUUACUAUCGCAAAUUCUAAAGAUGCAGCAAUUAAGCAUGCGACAGAAAAAAGUUUCAGAGUUCAAUCUCAGGACGCGAACGCCAAGAAGCUUUAACAUGCAGGCGCAAAAAUUGGCCAGCGGUUUGUUAAGACACAGUGCCAUGGCCAAGAAAUAUUUGCCCGAGGGUCGCUUGCCACAUUACACGGAGUUCAAGCGGUUAGUGCAUGCGAUCUAUGGCAAUAACAAUGUGGCGAAUCAGUGCAGAAGUAUGAAGGUCUAUGAGAGCCUCAAGGAUCUGCGGCAUCUGCAGCUGAUUCGGUAUUAUUGUAAGCAGGCCAAGUCAGUGACUCAGACGCGACUGUCGCCUCAAAUACACAAAUCCUAUGUGGAUGUGAAGGGGAAACAUCAGGAUCUCAGCUACAAACAGGAUGUCUAUUGCAAGAACCUUGAGCUCUUAAGUCACAUCAAUGGCAUUCAGCGAGUUUGUGGCAGUGUCGAUUGCUUUAAUCGCAACUUUCAGGCUAACGAGCCGAAUCGCUUUCAAAUCAAUAAGGAUGCCGAAGAGUUGAAACGAGCAAAUCAUCGCAUUGGUUGUCGACUGCUGCGUGUUAAAUCCAAGGUGGACUCGUUCAAUCCGAGCUUUCUGCAGCCACCAACUGAUUUGCAUGAUGCACCCGCCGAUGUGGUGCAAAAGUAUAGCUCCUAUAUGCCGCUGGUCUCGCCUAAAAAACGUGUACACAGCGCCAAGGAGCUGCUGCGACCGAUCAUCUACUUUGAUCUGUCUGUGCGUAAGAGUCAACUUCUGGGUCGCCUCUCCAUUCAACUCUACACGGAGGUUAGUCCGGCAGUUGUGCUGGAAUUUGUACGUCUGGCCGCCGACAACGAUGUUCAGGCGCACAAAUUCACGCACAUCUUUCCGGAUCUGUGGAUGAGAGGUGCACUGUCAUUGCAAUCCCGUGAUGCUCUGGAAAAUCAUCAUACCAGCCCAUCACCGUUGGAUGCCAGACAGCAAAAGGGUUUGCUCUCGUACUCGUGGAAUCAUCGCAAGCAAUUCCCCAACGGAUUGUUGCUCUAUACAAUUACCUUCAAGACGCUGGCGGAUCCACUGCAACGGGUUAUCUUCGGUCGUGUGCUGAGUGGUGUGAGACUGCUCGAGGUCUGUCGGGAGUAUGGCACCAAAGGUGGCCAUCCCAAACGGAGCGUGGAGGUUGUCAAAUGUGGGCUGCUCUAGCUUAAGAUGCAGAUGGAAAUGGAGGAGAGUAUCUUGGGGAAUACCUAAAUCUGUAGCAUACUUUUCUGCGCCAGUGCGCACUCACAUUUCCACCAAAUUCCCAAACAUAUAUACAUGUAUAAAAAAAAAAUUAUGAAGUAUG
Drosophila innubila is the source of this 1364-nucleotide messenger RNA. RefSeq lists its product as uncharacterized. Lineage: Eukaryota; Metazoa; Arthropoda; Insecta; Diptera; Drosophilidae. The transcript has a single exon. Gene Ontology annotation, molecular function: peptidyl-prolyl cis-trans isomerase activity. Gene Ontology annotation, biological process: protein peptidyl-prolyl isomerization. The record is from RefSeq and is a predicted model, not a curated record. Bases 32 to 1222 code for a protein of 396 amino acids.